Molecule: messenger RNA, 1255 nt
Organism: Alternaria rosae
Lineage: Eukaryota; Fungi; Ascomycota; Dothideomycetes; Pleosporales; Pleosporaceae
Product: 3-oxoacyl-reductase
Exons: 3
Coding region: 194-1090 (298 amino acids)
Molecular function (GO): oxidoreductase activity
Source: RefSeq, a predicted model, not a curated record
CUCUUGCACAUGAGCGUGCCGUGACAGCCUUGUGAUGUCACAAGAAAUCAUGAACGUCAAUAAAAGUUCCUCUUUGAACCGCGCUGGCCUCGACAAUUACACCAACUUCACCUCGAGUUAAACAACUGCACUCAAUUUCUCUUCUUUAGAUUCUCCUUACUGAUCCCGAGAUACCCACAAAUAACCACACAACAUGUCGUCCAACAAGGGACAAUUCGAGCAGGGCUUCCAGCCCGAUGUUCAGCACCAACAGGCCCCCGGUCUCGAGUCCAAGCUGGACCCCCUGCCCAAGGUUGACGAGCUCCCAACACCCGAGGGAGGAGCAGAGAAGUACAAGGCGGCCGGCAAGCUCAAGGGCAAGCGCGCCAUCAUCACCGGUGGAGACUCCGGCAUUGGCCGCUCAAUCGCCGUUCUCUUCGCCAUGGAGGGCGCCGACAGCUUCAUCGCGUACCUGCCCGAGGAAGAGAAGGACGCACAAGAUACCAAGAAGAUGGUUGAGGAGAAGGGACAGAAGUGCUACACCCUGGCCGUCAACCUGAAGGAGAGGGCAAACUGCCAAAAGGUCAUUGACGAGGCUGUUAAGCAGAUGGGUGGCAUUGAUAUCCUUGUCAACAACCACGCUUACCAGAUGAUGAUCAACGACAUCCAUGACCUUUCUGAGGAACAAUGGCUCCACACCUUCGACACAAACAUCCACCCCUUCUUCUACCUCUCCAAGUACGCCCUUCCCCACAUGAAGCGCGGCGCUACCAUCAUCAACAACGCCUCCAUCAACGCCUAUGUCGGCCGCCCCGACCUCCUCGACUACACCUCGACCAAGGGCGCCAUCGUCGCUUUCACUCGCGGUCUCUCAAACCAGUAUGUCGGACGGGGUAUUCGUGUCAACGCCGUUGCACCUGGUCCUGUUUGGACGCCUCUCAUUCCUGCUACCAUGAACGACGAGGCUAUCAAGCAAUUCACUGCGCCGAUUGGCAGGCCCUCGCAGCCUAGCGAGAUUGCUACUUGCUUUGUCUUCUUGGCCAGCAAUGAUAGCAGCUCGAUUAGUGGGCAGACCAUUCACGCCAACGGUGGUACUAUCGUCAACGGUUAAGUGGGGAUUAUGCUUUAGGACUGUUUCCCUGACGCCGUUGUGGAUCAUGCACUUUACGAGUUUACGAACGUGUAAUAUAGUCAAACGAAUAAUUCAGAAUGCCAAUAACCCUCAUUCUCAUAUUGUGAUACAUGGAAUGUUGGCUGCGAUCUUUACAUUCUGCUU